This is a messenger RNA of Trifolium pratense (red clover), 2251 nucleotides long. RefSeq names its product aspartic proteinase nepenthesin-1. The record is from RefSeq and is a predicted model, not a curated record. The coding region runs from base 757 to 2112 and encodes 451 amino acids. Gene Ontology annotation, cellular component: extracellular region. Gene Ontology annotation, molecular function: aspartic-type endopeptidase activity. Gene Ontology annotation, biological process: proteolysis. The transcript has a single exon. NCBI's taxonomy places the organism in Eukaryota, Viridiplantae, Streptophyta, Magnoliopsida, Fabales, Fabaceae.
AAUAAAAUUAAUACAAGCUUAUUUUAUACACUACAAACACCACUUUUCUAUAGGUUUAAUGAUUUGUAUUCAUAUUCAUAUGAGAAAUAGUUCACCCAAUUCAUGAAUCAUGAUUAUCCUAUAUUAUAAUUAUUAGUCAUACAAAAUGAUUUGUAUUCAUUUUAUGGUUCACCAAAUUCAUGAUUAUCCUAUAUUAAUUAGUCAUCCAAAAUGAUGCCUAUUAAGGAAAUACAAGAAAGAAAACACCACAAAAUACAAAUUGUUGAUAAUCCUUAAAUCCAAGCCACCCCCAUUCUCCCACGUUUUACCAACAAGACAAAUCAUAGUUUGUCCUUCGUAUAAUCCAAGAACAACUCUCAAUUGUACGUGUUAGAGACUCCUUGCUUUUUUGUCACAACAAUGUUGCCUUAGCUUAGAUGUUUUUCAAAUAAUAAUAAUAAUAAUCUUACCUACCAUAACGCCAUAGACCCGGUAUUUGUUGCGACACUACACUCAUAUCUUAACUUCCCAUUCACCACUAAACCUAUAUUACAUCUCUCUAAUUACGUCUCUCUAAUUACUUACCUCUUUAUUUUCUCCACUACAUUGUAAUGGAAAAAACGUUACACUUAAGUUCCUCAUUUCUCAUGUGAUUAAUUAAGACAAAUUCUUUUUAUAUAUAUAUUCCCACAAUUUCCAAUCACCCUUCUCAUUCACUCAACUCAAAAUAUUUUCAUAGCUCAUUAUUAUUUAUACAAGUCCUUUUUGUAUAACCUAAUGUUCAUGGCUACACAAAAUUGUUCAAAAUGUGUCAUGUUGGUGACACUAUUAGUAACAAUUCUCUUUGUUCAUCCAAUAUCUUCAACAUCAAGAGGAUCUCUCAAGCAUCACAAAAUUUCUCAAGGAGGGUUCCGAGUCACUCUUCGCCAUGUUGAUUCGGGCAAGAACUUGACGAAACUCGAGCGAGUUCAACAUGGCAUCAACCGAGGACAUAGCCGACUCCAAAGACUUAAUGCAAUGGUUUUAGCCGCAUCAACAACUCAAGAUUCUUCUCAAUUGGAAGCACCAAUUCACGCCGGAAACGGCGAGUAUCUAAUGGAAUUAUCGAUCGGAACACCACCAAUUUCUUACCCUGCAGUUUUGGACACAGGAAGUGAUCUCAUAUGGACUCAAUGUAAGCCUUGUUCACAAUGUUACAAACAACCAACACCAAUCUUUGAUCCAAAAAAAUCCUCAACUUUUUCUAAACUCUCAUGUAGUAGUAAUCUAUGCAAUGCUUUACCUUCCUCAUCUUGCAGCAACAAUGUUUGCAAUUAUGAUUAUUCAUAUGGUGAUUAUUCAACAACUCAAGGUAUUUUAGGUAGUGAAACAUUUACUUUUGGUGAUGAUAAAAAAAACCAAGUUUCUGUUAAAAACAUUGGUUUUGGUUGUGGUGAAGACAAUGAAGGACAAGGUUUUGAACAAGCAUCAGGUUUGGUUGGAUUAGGACGUGGUCCUUUAUCUUUGGUUUCUCAAUUAAAAGAACAAAAAUUCUCUUAUUGUUUAACCUCAAUGGAUGACACAAAAGAAAGUGUUCUUUUGUUAGGUUCUUUUGCAAAUGUUAAUGUCACAAAACAUGUCACAACACCACUUAUUAAAAAUCCAUUACAACCAUCUUUUUAUUAUCUUUCACUUGAAGGAAUCACUGUUGGUGACACAAGAUUAUCAAUUGAGAAAUCAACUUUUGAUGUUAGUGAUGAUGGAAGUGGUGGAGUGAUUAUAGAUUCUGGCACAACAAUUACUUAUAUUGAAGAAAAUGCUUUUGAAACAUUAAAGAAAGAGUUUAUUUCACAAACAAAAUUACCAGUCGAUAAAUCAGGUUCGACCGGUUUAGAUGUUUGUUUUACUCUACCAUCAGGGAAAGCAGAAGUCGAAAUUCCUAAGUUGGUUUUUCAUUUUAAAGGUGGUGAUUUGGAAUUACCUGGUGAAAAUUAUAUGAUUGCUGAUUCAAGUUUAGGUGUUGGUUGUUUAGCUAUGGGAGCUUCUAAUGGAAUGUCUAUAAUUGGUAAUGUUCAACAACAAAAUAUUUUGGUUAAUCAUGAUCUUCAGAAAGAAACUAUUUCUUUUGUUCCUACUCAAUGUAAUAAAUUGUGAUGAGUUUGUGUUAUGUUAUGGACUUAUGGACAUCAAAAUCAUUUUACUUUGUUUUUCUAUGUUGCCUUGGUACUAAUCUUGUAAUGAUUAAAUCUCUUAGUUGGUUUAAUAAUAUGAUGAACUGUUUGCUUUCUGCAUA